Stereum hirsutum FP-91666 SS1 is the source of this 603-nucleotide messenger RNA. RefSeq lists its product as uncharacterized. The transcript is spliced from 5 exons. The record is from RefSeq and is a predicted model, not a curated record. Lineage: Eukaryota; Fungi; Basidiomycota; Agaricomycetes; Russulales; Stereaceae. Bases 1 to 603 code for a protein of 200 amino acids.
AUGAAGCUCAUCAGCACGCUCUCUGUGUUCUUCACCCUACUCGCCUCCAUGCCCACCUCAGUCUUUGGUGCAGCCAUCGAAAGAAAUCUCAACGUCGUUAAGCGCGAUAGCAACCCUUCCCAAAACUGCGUUGAGGGCGAGAAAUAUGUUGGCAUAUAUGGUAUUAAUGGUGUCUAUAGUCAAGCUUGUGCCGUGCUCGCUGGCAACUGCUUCUCUGCUGCCGAAGCCGGGACCACGGCGCUUUGGAGUGUAAAGAGCUGUGUGGCUGCUCAGACCUGCGAUCCUAAAACCGCUUUUGUCGCGCAAUGCAGGAAUACCGCUGUUGCAAACGCUACCGAUAUCCCGCAUUUGGACUACAACAUCUACGCAGGCAUAGUCGGUGAUUGCGCCUGGGCCGAGGGUGGUUGUCCCAUCACCCAACAGAAUUACAUCGACUUCAUUUAUGGCGCCCUGAGUGAUAUUGGGUCGACAACCUGGCCGAGCUCGGCCCAAGACGUGAUCACUUACUGGUGGACUCCGAUGCUCGAUUGGACGGCCACGGGAACUACGAUCCCCUACACGAACUUUGACGACUGGCUGCAUUAUGACGCCGUGUCGGACUAA